Prinia subflava (tawny-flanked prinia) is the source of this 3275-nucleotide messenger RNA. It is a transcript of the gene PRMT9, whose product is annotated as protein arginine methyltransferase 9. The record is from RefSeq and is a predicted model, not a curated record. Gene Ontology annotation, molecular function: protein binding; protein-arginine N-methyltransferase activity. Gene Ontology annotation, cellular component: nucleus. Lineage: Eukaryota; Metazoa; Chordata; Aves; Passeriformes; Cisticolidae. Gene Ontology annotation, biological process: peptidyl-arginine methylation. Bases 658 to 3186 code for a protein of 842 amino acids. The transcript has 14 exons.
CUUACCAAGAGCAGAAUUAAGAGUCAGGAGCACCGUGACUCCAGGCCAGAGGAGGGAGGCAGUGCCCACACAGCGCUGGCUACAUUUAAGGUGGUGGAUCUUUCCCGCUGGCCGGGCAGCCCUGAGCAGCACGGACCGCCAAGAAACCUCAUCGGGCACUGCUGCGGAUCCCUCCUGCAGCCCUGCGUUAGCACCAGCAGCACGGCCACCUUUCAGAGGGUUGGAUGAGGGCCGAGAAAGGACGCGGAGGAUGAAAACACCUUUAUCCCACAGCGCCGGCUCCCGCCCAGCGCCUGCGCCAUGGCCCCGGCCCGGCAGCGCUAUGGCGGCGGCCUGGCGGGCCGUGAGGGGCGGCCAUGGAGCCCGUGAGGGAGCCGGUGAGGGACGGCCGUGAAGCCCGUGAGCGACGGCCGCGGAGCCCGUGAGGGAGCCGGUGAGGGACGGCAGUGGAUCCCAUGAGGGAGUCGGUGAGGGACGGCCCUGGAGCCCCUGAAGGACGGCCGCGGAGCCCGUGAGGGAGCCGUCGCUCUCCACGGAACCUGCGUGUUCUUCAGCUCUGGGAUCCAUCUCUACAUAUUACAGCCCUGCUCACCUGAGCACCUUUAGAAGUUACAGCGCUGACACAGGCAGGAUAAGUGAGCAUUUACGUGCUUCAAGAUGCCCAACUCGAAUGCCAAACUUCAUUCUAACCACAGGGGAGGCCGAGAAGCCAGCAGGAGGGAGCUGGUCUCCAGGUCUUUGCAGAGUGCUGAGCAUUGCCUGGAGAACCAGGAUUUUGGAACUGCAUAUGCUCACUAUCUCCUGGUACUAAAUCUAGCUCCCGAGCUAAAAACUACUGUCAAAGAAACAUUUCAGUUUACUCUCUUCAAAUGGGCAGAGGAACUGGAUUCUCUGGCACGGAUUCAAGAUCUGUUUAACUGCUAUGAACAAGCUCUUGAACUGUAUCCCAAUGAUGAAGUGAUCUGUAACAGCAUGGGAGAACAUCUCUUCAGGAUGGGCUUCAGAGACGAAGCAGCCGGCUACUUCCACAGAGCCGUGAAGCUGAACCCCGCCUUCGCCGACGCCAGGGAGAACUUCCACCGCGUAGCCAACUGGCUGGUGGAGCGCUGGCACUUCACCAUGCUCAACGACGGCCGCCGGAACCGCGCCUACCGCGGCGCCAUCGAGCGCGCCGUGCGCGCGGGGAGCGCCACCGUGCUGGACAUCGGCACGGGAACGGGCAUACUCAGUAUGUUUGCAAAAAAGGCAGGAGCAUCUUCUGUCUAUGCCUGUGAAUUAUCCAAAACCAUGUAUGAACUGGCCCGUGAUGUGGUGGCAGCAAAUAACAUGGAAAGAGAGAUUAAACUUCUGCAUCUGAAGUCACUGGAUAUAGAAAUUCCAAAGCACAUACCUGAGAGAGUUUCCUUGGUUGUCACAGAAACAGUCGAUGCUGGCUUAUUUGGAGAAGGAAUUGUGGAGAGCUUGAUCCAUGCUUGGGAACAUCUGCUUUUACAGCCUAAGCCUAAAAACCAAGACAUUAGUGCUGGACACUAUGGCAGAGUUAUUCCUGCAAGUGCUACAGUAUUUGGGAUGGCAGUGGAAUGCACAGAGAUACGUAGGCAUCACAGAGUGGGAGUGCAGGAGGUGGCCGGUGUGUCCCUGUCGGAUUCAGUGCGGUUCUUCAGCCCCACGCACGCUGCUGCAGGCUCGGAGGAAACCCUGGAGCCCUACACCACCGAGAGGCUCAGCCGUGUGCCCGGGGGCUACAGAGCCCUCACACAGCCCUGCCAGCUCAUGACAGUGGAUUUCAACGACCUGCAGGACCUGAAAAGCCUGGCAACCAGAAAGCCCUGGAAGCUGAGCCUGCCAGUCACUGAGGGAGGAACACUGGAUGCUGUGGUGGUGUGGUUUGUGCUGCAGCUGGAUGAUGAGCACUCUCUGUCCACAAGCCCCAGUGAGGAAACCUGCUGGGAGCAGGCUGUGUAUCCUGUGCAGGGCCUCCCUGAUUAUUCUGUGAAGACUGGAGACACUGUGGUGAUGGAAGUUUGCUGCCAGGACUGCUACUUGAAGAUCCAGAAGAUUUCUUCUUUGCCCUCAGAGUGUGGGAUGGAUUUCAGUGCCAGAGAUGAGACGCCGGGUUUGGGUAACGAGGCUGAGUUAUGUCAUGCCCUGGCUGGGCUGCAGACGAGCAGCAGGCAGGACGGCAGAGCUGCAGUGUGCGUGCUGGAACCCACAGAAAUGGCCCUGCUCAACGACACAGCCUACCACGAGUGCUUCAGAGCUGCCAUGGCCAAAGUGCUGCUGCCACCAAACCCCAGCAGGGACUCGCCCUCCAUGGACAUUGACGGACACAGCAGCGGGAUGAACCCCCAGGAGCAUCCAGAGAGCUCCCCAGGUGUGGAAACUGAGGCUUUGUACGUUCUGGAUGUGUCUGAAGGCUUCUCCAUCCUGCCAAUUGUAGCUGGCAAGCUUGGCCCAGUCAGAGCCUACAGCUCUGUGGAGAAGGAGCAGCAGCAGGCAGCGCUUCACGUCAUUGCAGAGGCAAACCAUUUCCCCAAGGAAACACUGGAGUUCUGGCUCAGCCACUUAGAAGAGGAAAGUGUGGUGCUACAGAGACCCAAAUCAGACAAACUGUGGAGUAUUAUUAUCUUGGAUGUUAUAGAGACGUCGGGUUUAAUCCAGCAGGAAGUGAUGGAAAAGGCUGCAAUAUCCAGGUGUUUACUUCACAGUGGGGGGAAGAUUUUCCCCCAGUACGUGCUGGUGUACGGGAUGCUCGUGGAAUCGGAGUCGCUGCUGCUGGAAAGCGCCGUUCAGGGAACAGAGCCCACCCUGGGCCUCAGCAUCGCCCCUUUCAUCAACCAGUUCAAGGUUCCUGUCCGUGUGUAUUUGGAUCUGUCCACGUUACCCUGCGUCCCCCUGAGCGAGCCAGCAGAGCUCCUGAGGCUGGAUCUCAUGAACCCUCUGCUCAACAGCCCCAGCAGAGAGGUGAAGAUCCAGAUCUGUAAGACAGGCAGGGUCACUGCCAUUCCCUUCUGGUACCACAUCCACCUGGAUGAGGAGCACAGCCUGGACACCUCUGCUGAGAGCUCCCACUGGAAACAAGCUGCAGUGGUUCUGGACGAGCCCCUCCCAGUCCAGGCUGGAGAUGAACUCGUGCUCCAUGUCCAACACCAUAAAAGCAAUAUCAGCUUCACAGUUAAAAGGUGAAUCCUGUGUGAUUUGUGCUUAUUUACCUGUGCAUAAACUGACUGCUCAGAACAACACUGCUGUUACUUUGUAUUAAAGUCUAAAUUUUA